UGAGAAAGGCUUUCUAUCAUUUGCUGCUGAAGGGAGGCUGGUUGAUGGAGGAAUUUUUAACAAAAAAAGGAAGAAAAAUAGGAGAGGUGGUUGUGGCCUUACUGUUAGGAGAGGCAAGGAUGACCAUCAAGAGGCAAUCGUAUCCCAGACAAAGAUUAACAUAUUAUCUUGGUUAAUGGAUUCUGGAACUCUGAAUGAAAAUGAAAGGAUUUAUUAUAUCACAAAGAACAAUACAGAAAACACCUCUGGUUUUCUAACUAGAAAGGGAAUUUGGUGCAAUUGCCGUAAGAAGCUAGUUUCAUUGUCAAACUUUGUAGCUCAUGCUGGUGGAGAACUUCAACAGUCUUGGGGUAACAUUUUCCUAUUGUCAGGAAAGACGCUUCUGUUGUGCCUGAAAGAGGCUUGGGAGAAGGAAAAGGUACAGAAGAAAGUUGGGUUUCAGACUGUGGGAGUUGGUGAUCCCGAUCCUAGCGAUGAUACAUGUGGUAUUUGUGCUGAUGGUGGUCACUUAAUAUGCUGUGACAGCUGUCCUUCAACCUUUCACCAGACCUGUUUGAUGCUCAAGACCCUUCCAGAGGGCAGUUGGUACUGUCCAUAUUGCAUAUGCACAUUCUGUAAGGCGCUUGUGCAUGGAUUGGACAUGCCCCUUGAAACUCAGAAUUUGCUAUCGUGCAGGCAAUGUUCACGCAAAUAUCAUAAAAAUUGUGCCUGGGGAAACAGCAUGCACAUGAUGGGUCCAGUUCCAUCUUCUUUCUGUGGGAAGAAUUGCCAAAAGGUGGCUGUGAAACUACUGGAUAUGCUUGGUAUCACAAAUUCUACAGAGGAUGGAUUUUCUUGGACUAUAUUGAAGCAUUUUGAUAAAGAUUCAGGGAUCAUGUCUGACCAGAGGUUUUCCUUUAUUAUGGAAUCUAAUGUAAAACUCUCCAUGGCUCUCUCAGUGCUGAAUGAGUGUUUUGUUCCUCUAAUAGAUCAAAGGACAGGUGUGGACAUGAUAAGUCAAGCAGUUUACAAUUGUGGAUCAAAUUUUAAUCGUCUAAAUUAUGAAGGAUUUUACACCUUGAUUUUGGAGAGGGAUGAGGAAAUCAUAUCAGCAGCGUCAUUGAGGCUUCAUGGGACAAGAUUGGCGGAAAUGCCUUUCAUUGGUACUAGACCUAUGUACCGGAAACAAGGCAUGUGUCGGCGCCUUCUUAGGGCAGUUGAAGAGAUUCUACGUUCACUACAUGUGGAGAAGCUCAUUAUCCCUGCCAUACCAGAUAUGUUGGAAACGUGGACUACGUCCUUUUCCUUUAAGCCUCUGGAGCCAUCUCAUAAGGAAGAAGUUAAGAAUUUGAGUCUGAUGGUCUUUGCGGAGACUACUCUGCUGCAAAAGUCCUUGCAGAGAACAGAAGCAUUUGUUCAGGAUGAUGUUAUGCCUGUUGAUAAGGGUAUCAGUUGUAAAAACUUACAGGAAAACUGUGAACUGCAGAGAUCUUUUGGCGAUCAAAUAAAUGGCAGAAGUAAUUUUGGAAGAUUGGAGAACAUACAGGAAGCUCAUGAACCGCAAAAAUCUUUCGGUGAUCCGACAAGUAACGGAACCUUCUCUGGAAGUGAGAUAAAUAUGCAGGAAAGUCAUAACUCGCAGAGAUCAUUUUGUCGUCAGAUAGUUGCUGGAAGACAGCCCAGAAGUGGAAACAACAUAAAGGAAAAUAAUGAACUACAGAGAUCAUUUGUUGAGAAGAUAAAAACCAAAAGUGAUUUGAUUGAUAACGGUUUUCAUGGAAAAAACAAACAGGAAAGCCGUGAACAACAAAGAUCUUUUGAUGAUCAGAUAAAUACUAGAAGCCAUUUUGGAAUUGCCAACAAUAUAGAGGAAAGGCAUGACUUGGAGAGACCUUAUGGUGCCAGUUAUGGGGAAAACAUACACGAUAGUUAUGAACUUCAGAGGUCCUUUGCUAAUGAGAUAUAUACAAGAAGCCAUUUUGAAAGUGAAAAUAACAUUCAGGAAAGUCAUGAACUGCAGAGAUCCUUUGCUAGCAGAAAUCAUUUGGGUUUCAGUUAUGGGGAAAAUAUACAGGAUAAUUAUGAACCACAUAAAUAUCCUGGUAAUCCAGGAAGCACCAGAAGCCAUGUUGGAAUGAGGAACAUCCAGGAAAGUGAAGAAGUGCAGAGACCUGUUGGUGACAAGAUAAAUAACAGUGGCCACUUUGUAUUUCAGAGACACAUAACGAAAGAAAAUGAAAUGGUUAAAUCUUGCAGUGAUCAGAAAAAUACUAUCGACCUUUUCGGAGCUGCACCUGACUGGUUACUCUAUGAGCGCAUUUUAAAGGGACAGAUUGAUCCUCCAUCAGAGAUUUGUAGAAUUCUGCCUCCAAAUACUUCCAGGGACUCUAUUCCUAAAGCUUCGUCUUGCCAACAUACACUUGAAGGGAACAUCGAUCCUAAUAGUUGCAAGGGAUCUAUACCCGAACCUUCGCCUUUGCAACCAACAUUUAUGUCACAUGUCAAUGCAGGCCAGCAUUUAUGUCAUAAUUUUAUCUCUGAGGCUUCCCCUUUUCAGCACACAGAUAUAUCAAAUGUCAGCACGGUUGCUCAUAAUCCUACAGCAACGCCUUCUCCCUUUCAAUCCGCAGAUGUUCUUCUAGACAGUGAACCUCUAGAGCAAUGUCAGAAUGUUGACGAGGUGAAGAAACUCCAGUUGGAUGCUGGCUGGUUAGUAUAUGCUGCAAUUGUAAAUGCAGCAAAUGUUGCAAGAAAUUAA
This is a messenger RNA of Asparagus officinalis (garden asparagus), 2737 nucleotides long. RefSeq lists its product as uncharacterized. The coding region runs from base 176 to 2737 and encodes 853 amino acids. The record is from RefSeq and is a predicted model, not a curated record. Lineage: Eukaryota; Viridiplantae; Streptophyta; Magnoliopsida; Asparagales; Asparagaceae. The transcript has 10 exons. Gene Ontology annotation, biological process: negative regulation of DNA-templated transcription. Gene Ontology annotation, molecular function: acyltransferase activity, transferring groups other than amino-acyl groups; transcription corepressor activity.